Entrophospora sp. SA101 is the source of this 531-nucleotide messenger RNA. Lineage: Eukaryota; Fungi; Glomeromycota; Glomeromycetes; Entrophosporales; Entrophosporaceae. The record is from the annotation of a GenBank genome assembly.
AUGCUUCAAAAGAAGAAGCUUACUAUUGGUGGAUUAAAACAUCCAAUUAUAUCUGCUGUUGCAGGAGGUGUUUGGAUAAUUGGCCGUAUUGCUUAUGCUGUCGGAUAUUCCACUGGAGAACCUGAUAAAAGACACAGAGGAGGAUUUGGCUAUUUUGGUUCACUCGCUUUAGUUGGAACAACCAUUUCUAUAUCCAAUAAUAGCAACAACAAUAUAAUAGAUAAUAAUAAUCUCAUCAAUGACACUAAAUCAGAUUUGCAAAAUCUAUAUCUAUAUCUAAAUAACUAUGUCAAUAAUGAUAAUCCUAAUAAUUAUAACUGUAUUAAUUACAACAACUCUCAAACGAACAUUGACAAUGGUUCAGAAUUCACAUUAGAAUCAUUGAUAGAUAAUAAUCCAGAUUUUUAUAAUAAGCAAAGUGAUGGAUUCACUAUUAAUCAUCAAUAUCAAUAUCAAAUUAACAAUGGAAAUAAUAACGAUGAUGCUUCAGUAAUGUUUUCACCAACAACAGGAUUUUGGUGUCUUCAAUGA